Dreissena polymorpha is the source of this 2322-nucleotide messenger RNA. RefSeq lists its product as uncharacterized. The record is from RefSeq and is a predicted model, not a curated record. Lineage: Eukaryota; Metazoa; Mollusca; Bivalvia; Myida; Dreissenidae. The transcript has 7 exons. The coding region runs from base 406 to 1755 and encodes 449 amino acids.
UCCGUAUUUGGUAGCGUUAAACUAGCCACGAUCUUACUUACUCGCUUGUUAGCGAGGGCAUCAUGAUGACUGUGUCUUGAUCACAUACGUAAACACUUUUAGAUUGAUGACUUCCUUCCGAUAUCACCACCUAAUUCAACAAUGCGCUGUUAGAUUAAGACAUCAUAGCGAGCAACAUUAAGUGCAAUGUAAGCACAACUAAUACAACCUUCGAGUAAAACUAAUUUUGAAAUUAUAUUUUUACUUACUUUGAGUUGUGCAUCCCGUAUGAAUGCUACUUUUUUGUUAAAACAUUAAAUUUACUUGCUCGUGUGAAUGUACUCUAUUGUCAAUCGUGUGGAUUGAAAAGAUUGGGAUAUGAAAUAUUGAACAAAAAGAUACCAAACCGGUCAAGUGUCGAGAAAAAUGAAGAUGGAAUUAUUCAACCUUCUACCUAUCCUAUGUUUGCUUUUACACACGCUUUGCAUGUCGCUGGUUGGCGGUACAACUUGCGGUGCUCUUAACGGCGGUUUCGAUGGCAAUCGCUACCGUAUCGAUUUACAACCCAGUGAUUUUCUACUACAAAACAAGGACGCUUUGGUGCGGUGGUUUAUGGCUCCUGUAGCCCCAAUCAGAGACAAACAAAUCAGAAUCAUAACAAACGACUUGUUUACCAUAAGUGAUAAUGAAACAAGACUUUAUGUAUUGGUUCUGAAUGCUUCUACAUAUGGAACAUAUUUCGUGGACUGCUUUUUAUCAAGUGGACCUGUAUAUAGCGGCUCUAACCGACAUGAUGUGAACAAUAUUGUUUUGGUCUCCACAACAUUUGCACCAUCAACAGUUCCUUCGACAGACCAGACUAAACCUAGAUCAGCGAUGACCGGAACUACGAUCAUCGUGGUCAGCGUAUGCGCACUGCUUAUUGCUUUAAUAAUUGCAGCCACAAUUCUGCUAAUCAUGCGAAAAAACAUGAAACACAGAGCAUCCAGACUUAUCAACCAAGAAGACACAUCAGCACACCAACAACGAAGUGACGAUGCGGCAUCUGUUUACGAUGAAAUUGACAUGGACAAACACAGCAAAAGAAGUAAGAAACCUCAACAAUCAGUUCCUAUCACUGUACCUAGCAAACGACCAGGUCAGGUGCCCGUGCCACCAUGUCGAGGUGAUCUAUCGAUUGCUACAGCACAACGAAUUGAAGACGAUUACGCAAUCAUUGACUCAUAUGCAGAUUCAGAAACGGGAAAACCUCGUAAAAGCUGUUCAGGUGCCAAUUCAGUGCUAGUCGACACGUGUGUUGACUAUUCAACUGUUGUUAAAAGCAAUAAAACAUCUGAAAACGUGAAUGUCAUAGAGUACGCACAGGUUAAGAAAGCUCUAACAUCUCCUAGCAAUGGGAUAAAAGGUGGAGACAGUCUAGAAUUUACAGUUACGUUUCCAGGCAUAGAUUGUAACACAAUAAACACGUGUUUGCCAGCGGUUGAUAUGGAAUAUCGAACAACCGGGCCAACUUAUUCUAACCUUUCCGCGACCUCCAAACUUCAAAGAUCUCAAAAGAGAAAGAGCCGAGUGAAGAGUCGGGAGCUACAAAUGCAUUACGCAGCGCUUGACCACAGUUUUUCCGAAAGCCCUACAGGUGUUCAAUCAGGCAGUUCGUCAACUGGAACCGUCGAAGACAAUCAGAAAUGUCAAUACGCAUCCAUUGACUUUGAGCGACAAGCAUUUGUUGCUCCGAUAAGAAAGGCACCGUCCUCUUGGUUCAGACGAAAGAGGUAGCCAUACUUCCCGGAUGUUUGUGUUAAAGAAGUAACCGAUUCUUCUUAACAAUAAUUGCAAACAUGUAUUGGCUUGUUUUGUUUUGUGUUGACAAUAUACUUCAACUUAUAUGCUUGACUUAAGAGAAAUAGACAAAACGUGUUGAAUCUGUUUAUUAUAUAAUGAUCGUGUUAAAGCGAACGCUUAUCGAAAAUAAAGGUGAGCGUUACGGUUAUUUUUUAUUCAAUAUACUUUGACAUGAUGUCAAUAUGUCAAUUUGGCAUAUAUGAUAUACUUCAUGUUCAAAUUAAAUAAUAAUGAUAUACCAAAUGCAUAUACACAUCAUAUUAUUUUAUUCAUGUGUCACGAGUGUCAUUCAUGUGUAUGUGUAUGUUAUGUACUUGUGUGUUUUGUCGAUUUCAUUCUUUUCAUCUCGUACUGUUUAACAAUUGGUCACUUGCAAUACAUAUUGUUCACAUGCGAUCGAAAAAGUGUAUCUCCUGUCGGUGCAGCUAGAGUUUCAGUUGUUAUAAUACCACAUGUUAGUUCACUCUAUACUCUAUUUACUCUAUGACAUAUAAACUACUC